Molecule: messenger RNA, 513 nt
Organism: Penicillium diatomitis
Lineage: Eukaryota; Fungi; Ascomycota; Eurotiomycetes; Eurotiales; Aspergillaceae
Product: 4a-hydroxytetrahydrobiopterin dehydratase
Exons: 3
Coding region: 1-513 (170 amino acids)
Biological process (GO): tetrahydrobiopterin biosynthetic process
Molecular function (GO): 4-alpha-hydroxytetrahydrobiopterin dehydratase activity
Source: RefSeq, a predicted model, not a curated record
AUGGCCACUUUUUCUGCCCUUCGUGCCUGCGCGAGACUCAGCACAUCAUUGCAGGGGCCAGCUACUACCCUUCCGAGAACAACCUUUGGAAAUCGAUCAGCAGCAGUAACACUGCACCAGAAAUCGCAGCGUCUGUCUUCCAAUAUGCCCGCCGCACCGCGAUUUGCCGAGGGCGAAGAUGCGGCACACUUGGGUCCUGAUGUGCAAUCCUUGCUUCAACAGCAGGGGUGGGCCCUCGAUGCGGAUGGAAUGGGAAUCACCAAGACCUUUCAUUUUAAGACUUAUUUCAAAGCUGUGUCCUUUCUAAAUCUCAUCGCCUCUGAAAGUGCCGCCAAGAAGCAUCACCCAACCAUGACCGUGCGCAUUGGUUCGGUGGACGUUCACUGGACUACACAUCGUCCUCGUGGUCUCACGAUCAAGGAUGUCACGUUGGCUCGGCAUUGCGAUCAGGGGGCUGUCCUGAUGGGUGCGGUGGAGUCGGGAGAGGGUGCAAAGUGCGGACCGAAGCCUUGA